Messenger RNA from Neogale vison (American mink), 1215 nucleotides. It is a transcript of the gene EVX1, whose product is annotated as even-skipped homeobox 1. The coding region runs from base 1 to 1215 and encodes 404 amino acids. Gene Ontology annotation, molecular function: DNA-binding transcription factor activity, RNA polymerase II-specific; RNA polymerase II cis-regulatory region sequence-specific DNA binding. Gene Ontology annotation, biological process: regulation of transcription by RNA polymerase II. The transcript has 3 exons. Gene Ontology annotation, cellular component: nucleus. The record is from RefSeq and is a predicted model, not a curated record. Lineage: Eukaryota; Metazoa; Chordata; Mammalia; Carnivora; Mustelidae.
AUGGAGAGCCGAAAGGACAUGGUUAUGUUUCUGGACGCGGGUCAGCUUGGUACUCUGGUUGGCAAGAGGGUCUCCAAUUUGUCCGAAGCCGUGGGUAGCCCGCUGCCUGAGCCGCCGGAGAAGACGGUGACCCGUGGUUGCCUGAGCCCGCGGGCGGGCCCUCCGGCCGUCCGGGAGCGCGGCGGGGGAGGCCUAGAGGAGGAGCCGGUCGACGGACUAGCAAGCAGCGCCGCGGGGCCGGGCGCCGAGCCGCGGGCAGCCGGGGCUGCGGUGCUCGGCCCCGGACCUCCGGCCCCUUCCGCCGACAGCCUCUCGGGUCAGGGGCAACCUAGCAGCUCGGACACCGAGUCGGAUUUCUAUGAAGAAAUCGAGGUGAGCUGCACCCCGGACUGCGCCACGGGGAACGCCGAGUACCAGCACAGCAAAGGGCCCAGCUCAGAGGCACUGGCCAGCAGUCCCAACAGCGGCAGCGAGGCCCCCAAGAGCAACAGCAGCGGCAGCUCACAGGGCACCCUGGCCUGCAGCGCCAGUGACCAGAUGCGCCGCUACCGCACCGCCUUCACCCGGGAGCAGAUUGCCCGGCUGGAGAAGGAGUUCUACAGGGAGAACUAUGUGUCCAGGCCGCGGAGAUGCGAGCUGGCCGCCGCCCUAAACCUGCCGGAAACCACCAUCAAGGUAUGGUUCCAGAACCGGCGCAUGAAGGACAAACGGCAGCGGCUGGCCAUGACGUGGCCGCACCCGGCCGACCCCGCCUUCUACACGUACAUGAUGAGCCACGCGGCGGCCGCGGGCGGCCUGCCCUAUCCCUUCCCGUCGCACCUGCCCCUGCCCUACUACUCGCCGGUGGGCUUGGGCGCCGCGUCCGCCGCGUCCGCCGCCGCCUCGCCCUUCAGCGGCCCGCUGCGCCCGCUCGAUACCUUCCGCGUGCUCUCGCAGCCCUACCCGCGGCCCGAACUGCUGUGCGCCUUCCGCCACCCGCCGCUCUACCCCGGCCCGGCUCACGGACUGGGCACGGCGACCGGCGGCCCCUGCUCCUGCCUCGCCUGCCACAGUGGCCCGGCCAACGGGCUGGCGCCCCGCGCCGCCGCCACCUCGGACUUCACCUGUGCCUCCACCUCCCGCUCGGACUCCUUCCUCACCUUCGCGCCCUCGGUGCUCAGCAAGGCCUCCUCCGUCGCGCUGGACCAGAGGGAGGAGGUGCCCCUCACCAGAUAA